Molecule: messenger RNA, 3515 nt
Organism: Glycine soja
Lineage: Eukaryota; Viridiplantae; Streptophyta; Magnoliopsida; Fabales; Fabaceae
Exons: 8
Coding region: 208-3144 (978 amino acids)
Source: RefSeq, a predicted model, not a curated record
CUCUGAUUUUGAUUUCACCUCCAAAUGGAGGGGCAUUUUAAUUUGGCGUCGCGUCUUCUGAACUUCGCAAGUUCGCAUUCUUCUCUGUCAGCACUCUGAUCACUGCAUUAGGGUUCUACUCAAACUCCAUUACUACCAAAUUCAUCAUCCAUAGAAGAAGAUUUAAAAAUUAUUAAAAGAAAAAAGAAAAACAGAGUUCCCAUUCCAAUGGCUGAGGCUUCUUCGCCUCGCUCUCAAACUUCAUCAUCCCCUGGCGGAUAUACAGUUAAAGACGCAAAUGAAGAGGAUCAAUUUAGGGAAACUGAGCUCUUCAAGGACUCCUUUGUGCUCAAUAGUCCAUUCACUGAAAUGGAGGUUGAAAACCUUAAUCUGAACACUGAGAUUGUAGAGGAUACGGAGCCUGCAGAGGACAUGACAACUGGUACAAUGUGUGAGUAUGAACAAGUUGUGCUCGACAGUGAGGACGAAGAAAUGAAUGAUAGAGGUGUUGGCAAAGGAUUUCUUAAGGAUGAAACUAGUCCAACAGUGAAAAUUCAUUCGACUCUCUUUCAAAAGAGACAGCCCAAGCCACCUUGUGAGCAAGUAGAUGCAAAUGCCACCACUUUUGGGAAGUCUACUGCUGGGUACAAAGGAGCUUUAGUUGAUGCUGACGGCUUUGAUGACAACAACCAUUUAUAUCCACCUGCAAUGCUAAGUCACAUUCACUCACCAGAGCCUGGGGAUUCCACUGAAGCUGCACUUGGCUUUGUGGAUCAGUACUUGUCAUCAAAUGAUGUGGACUUGUUUCAAGUAAUUCAUUAUGGAAAGACCACUAGGGAGAAAUCACCUUAUGUCUUGAGUUCUAGAGGACCACUAAAUCUGGCUAAGAAAAUUAAAGCUCGAACUCAAAGUGAAGAAAAAGAACCUUUCAAAUGGGUUGAUAGUUGCCAACAUGACAACAAAGCUGGUAUUUUUGGUAAAAAAAUUGAAGAAUCUUCAAAUUUUGGAAGAUACAAACAGACAUAUACGAGAAAAAGACAAAAAGAAGGUGGCCAUCUUCAGGGACAAGGAAACUGUAAUACAAGUAAUAGAUGUGAUGAGAAGUUACGCCAAGGACCAAGAACGGAAACUGAAAAUAAUAACUCUCUCAAGGAAUUGGAUGUUCAACCAAGUGCUAUAAGUGAGAAUGUUAAUGUUUAUUCCAGUGUAACACAUAUAGAAGACUUGUAUGAUAUUGGUUUAGACACUCAAAUAGCUGCUGAAGCUAUGAAUGCCUUAGCCUUUGUGCCCCCUUCUGGCUGCCAGUUCAAUGAUACUCAUCAACCAGAGAAUGCAUUAGAUGGCUCUUUGAGCGACUUGACAGAAAAUGAAGCUCUUCUGAAGAAUUCUUCAGAGAUUCAGAAUCCUGGUUUACAUUCUAUCACAAUAAAAUCAAAUAAGAAAAAUCCAUCUUCCUCUAGAUUUAGUAAAAUAACUUUUAGCUCUUCUUGCAAGCACACUGACAAGCAGGAGCCAAGUCUUGUAUCAUGGAAAAUGAAAAAAAUGAGAAGCAAGCCAAAUUCUGAGGGACAGAUUGAUAAUAAUACUAGUUUGCCAAUAUGCAGUAAACAUGUAUUGCUUGAAGCGGUUUGCUCACUGGGAGAGUCCACAAGUUUGCAACCUGCUGCUGAAGAACCUAAGGAUUGGAACAAUGAGAGCAGGCAGACAAGAAUCAAAGAUCAACCAAGUCAUCAUACAGAGGGGAACAAUAAUGUUACGGAGAAGGGUAUAAAACACAAGAGGAAGGGGAGUGGUUUAGUGGCUGAACCAGUGAAGUUUGGUGUUAGGACAAAGCGUCUUAAAUUGCCUACCAAUUCAUGUACAGUUGCUAGGAAAAGCAGGUUGAAUCAUCUGGCUCAAGUUAGUCCACAGUUAUCUGCAAUCAGCAGUUUUUCAAGGCCUGAUUCUUGGGUUUAUCCAAAAAGAUCGAGAGGGAAAAGAAAGGGGGAUAAUGUGGGAACCAAUCUUAAUGCACCAACAGUUGUGUGUAUUGAUGGAAAAGAAAAUAAUGUUUUCUCCCCUAGAGGUCUAGAGGAUCAAGAUGAUGUGGAUAAACCAUGUUUUCCUCACACCCAUCCACUCUGCAAUGCUUCAUGUGUAGACAAUGCCAGAUGCUUGUUGCAGGGGAACUUUGUGCCACCAGGUUCAGCUGGUGAUGCAAUGAAGGUAGAUAACUUGCAUGAUAUGCACCCGUUAUUGCUGGCACAUGUUGAACUAUCAUCAAACAAAAGCAUCGCACAAUCGAGAUCAGAAAUUCCAGCUACAGUUACUGCAAGCAAAGGCAUAAAAGUUUCAAAUGCUAACCAUACAUACACUGAGCAUCACAAAAAGCCAUGUGAAAAAUCCCUGCCAAAGACUUCGGUUUCAGUUUUGAAAGAGCUUAUCAGAUUAGGAGUUCCUGAGUUCACGUCAGAUAUGAUGUGGAAGCAUCUGAGACAUCGAAGAGAUAUGACAGAUGUUCAAGUACUGUUUAGCCAACAUUUGGAUGACAGUAUUAUCAAGCAGCAAAAAAAGAUCUUGGCACGUCUCAAUAUAUCUGUUGCGUCAAGUUCAAUCGAGGCCACACAUUUCAUAGCAGACAAAUUUACACGCACAAAGAAUAUGUUGGAAACAAUGGCUCUUGGGAAAUUAGUUGUGAAUCACUUAUGGCUUGAGAGCUGUGGACAAGCCAACUGUUUUAUUGACGAGGAAAAUUACAUUCUGAGGGAUAUGAAAAAGGAAAAGCAAAUAGGCUUUAACAUGCCUGUUUCUCUUGCUCAAGCAAGACAAAAGCCGCUCCUAAAGGGUAAAAGAGUCUACAUCACGCCACAUAUUAAACCUGAUAAGGAAGUUCUUGUAAGUUUGGUCACCGAUGUUCAUGGCCAGGUAGUUGAUGAAAGUGGGGUGUGCGCAGACAUGAAUGAUAAUAGCUUAGAUGAUCUGUUGAUUCUUUCUUGUGAAGACGACUAUGCAAUAUGCCACCGUUUCCUUAAGAGAGGAACUGCAGUUUACAGCCCAGAGCUUGUUCUGAAUGGAAUUGUAAUCCAAAAAUUGGAACUGGAGAGACACCAACUCUUCAUGAAUCAAGAUACAAGGAAUAACCCAAGAGUGUCUAAUCGGUUUGGGAAGAUUUACAGAAGGCGUUGAGGCCAUUUUUCUGGACCGUAGCUGAUUUUUGCAAGUGUCAUUCAGGUCUACGGUGGAACUCGUAAAAUUAAUGGGCACUCUCAUCUCAGAUGUUGACUUAUGCUACUUGUGCAGUUACUUACAAAUGCGUCUUUAUCUUUCUUUUUCUUUUUCUUUUUACUUUGGCAUGUUCUUGUUAAUAGAAUCAAAUGGCGUCAAAGGAUAGCUACAGAGCAGGGGAUUUGUUUCUCGUUUGGGUGCAUGUAGUGAUUUUAAUGUAGUAUAUAACUUGACCAAGGUAAUGGCAUGAAGAUUCUGACAAAUCUGUAGAUACACAAUGUACGUAUUUUCCAUUUCUGGCUAAAUGCAAGACAUUGCCUAUUCCAGCUGCA